Messenger RNA from Lepisosteus oculatus (spotted gar), 3023 nucleotides. It is a transcript of the gene slc25a51a, whose product is annotated as solute carrier family 25 member 51a. Lineage: Eukaryota; Metazoa; Chordata; Actinopteri; Semionotiformes; Lepisosteidae. The record is from RefSeq and is a predicted model, not a curated record. Gene Ontology annotation, biological process: mitochondrial NAD transmembrane transport. Gene Ontology annotation, molecular function: NAD transmembrane transporter activity. Gene Ontology annotation, cellular component: mitochondrion.
UCGUGGUUUCUCUGGUCUUUCGUACGAGGAGCCACGGGCAGACAGGAUCCAACGGUUUUAUCACCCUCCCAUCGGCUUGUUUAAACUGAGUGAGGCUUGCAGCUGUUCUGGUGCACGGCGUAUCUCUGCUGUCGUGUGUGUGGGGGCACAGGCCUUACUUAGCCUGUCACACUCCUUCAAGCGUGACCUCUUGGGCUGUGCCGGGCACAGCAGCCGCCAGUUUCACCCCGGGUCUUAUCUGCAGUUAACCAGGCGUGAAGGUCUGAUGGCAGCGACGGCGGGCUGACAGACCGGGGGUCCUCGCCUAGGGAGGGUCCUGUGUUCCAGACCCGUUCGAUGUAGACCUGCUCAGAGGACUACCCAGCUGGCGCGCACCUACUGCAUGUGUGGCUGAGGUUAAGGUGUAGGGCGCCGUGAAGAGAGGAGGAUCCCACAGUUUCGAGCCCACACCCUUUGGAGAGAAGCUGCGUGCGUGGGACCGUCAACAGCCUCCCUUUGGAAGUGGAUGCUGCAGGCCCAUUUGAACGGCGCAAGGAGAGACAGGUUCCCCUGACACCCAUCGAAGAUCAUCAGUAGAUGUUGCUGCACACGUGAAGACAGGACCAUGGCCUCAGCCAGCUGGGCCUUCUAGGAGAUGCCCCAGUGCUGACGGAGGAUGAAGGCCAGGGGCUGACUGUGCCGUGGGAUUCGCCGCCAUGGAUUCGGAAGCCCAGCAGAAGCAGGGGAAGGAGCUGGUGUUGCCAGCCUCCCCGGCUCAGCGCCUGGCUGGCGUGACGCCGGGCAAGCACUACCUGUGCGGCUCCUGCGCGGCGGUCACGAACAUCGCCAUCACCUUCCCCAUCCAGAAGGUCCUGUUCCGCCAGCAGCUGUACGGCCUGAGGACGCGCGACGCGGUCCGGCAGCUGCAGAAGGACGGCCUGCGCAACCUCUACAGGGGCAUCCUGCCGCCGCUCGUGCAGAAGACCUCCACCCUGGCGCUGAUGUUUGGCUUGUACGAGGACUUCUCCAGCCUGCUGCUCCGGCACACCAGCGCCCCCGAGCUGCUGACCCGCAGCCUGGCGGCCGUGCUGGCGGGGACAACGGAGGCCAUUUUCACCCCCUUCGAGAGGGUCCAGACGCUCCUGCAGGACCACAAGCACCACCACCGUUUCAACAACACGUUCCACGCUUUCCGCAGGCUGCGCAGGGAGCACGGUUUCCGGGAGUACUACCGAGGCCUGGGCCCCAUCCUGCUGCGCAACGGCCCCAGCAACGCCCUCUUCUUCGGCCUGCGGGGUCCCAUCAAACAGUGCCUCCCCGAGGCCAACACGCGCGCCGCCCACCUGGUCAACGACUUCAUCUGCGGCGGGGUCCUGGGGGCCAUGCUGGGCUUCCUCUUCUACCCGCUCAACGUGGUGAAGGCGCGCAUGCAGUCGCAGGUCGGCGGGGACUUCCCCUCCUUCAGGACAGUGCUCGUCACCAUCUGGCGCGAGCGCGAUGGCAAGGUGACGCACCUGUUUCGAGGGGCCCACCUCAAUUACCACCGCUCCCUUCUCUCCUGGGGCAUCAUCAAUGCCACAUACGAGCUCCUGCUGAAGCUGCUGUGAGGGAGGAGGGCAGCGGCAAACUCUGUCGGAGAGGGUGAUGCCAAGAAGGGACAAACAGGACCAGACGAGCAUGAUCUGGUGCAAAGGAGCACUGGUUUUCUUGCAAAAACAGGUUGGGGGAUGUUUCUAAAAGUGACAAACUCGUGUAAGAGCUGUUUUUGGUGCUCCUAAUGUUCCUCAGCUGGGCUUCUUUUCAAAAGGUUUUUCAGCUUCUGUCAUUCAUUACCCAUCCUACAGAGUUCUUUCAGUAAAGCUUUUCUGCUGAGCGGUUUCUCUUUAGCAGAAAAUAUUCAGCAGAAGGGCUUGUUUUGUUAAGUUUUUGAGGUGCACCCUCCCACCACAUCUUAUAAGGGAUCCCUGCCUCACAUACAGGUCUGUGUGCACCAGCAUUGCGUUUCAGCUAGAAUGGUACUCGUGCCAAGUGAAUUUCCACAGCUCACCUCGCCUUUCUCAGGAGAGGAUCAUCCUUUGACUCUUCUGCAGCCCAUAACAUGAAAGCAAAACUUUCAAAUGGGAGCUGUCCAACUUCAUCCUUAUCAGGGCAUCGGUAAUGGCACUAGACUCUGUCAAUAGUCAAUAUAAAGAGAGAAAAAGCGUUUUAAAACGGUGAUCUGAAAUGUUGGGAAUUAGAGAAGGAAUACAGUGCUGCUGCUCAGGGAGGUGCAGACAUAGCACAGUGCUGGCAACGUUUUCAAAGACAUUCAGAGCUUCUUGUUUUUUGUCUUUUUGAACUCGUAAUAAAACCCCAUACGUUUUUCAACACUCUUCCAUAUUUGUUGUUGCCUGUCAUAACCUCCAAUGUUGAUGGUUGCUUUUAGGAAACUGGGUGACACAUUUUACAUUGCAGGACACUCUGCAAAUGACUUGGGGGGUGUCGGCACCUUUAAUUCAGACCCGUCAAGUAACAUUACGAUGGGUCUCGUUUGUGAACAUAGCAAAUGUUCUCCUUGCGGACUAUAAUCCUACAGGGAUGAACUGUUCUUUUCAUGCGUCGCAUGAUACGUCAUAUUGUGCUGGGGGGGAAAAUGGUAAAUUUCGGAUUCAGGAGUCGAGAACUGAGAUGUAAGAACACACAGCAUAAAUUAUAAGCACUUGAGUUUCCCAGCCUUGCUGCAGAGGGUGAUCUGAUAAAGAAUCAGAUUCUUAAUGCUCUUCUCUGCAACCCUUUUAAAUAUUAAACAGUAAACAGAUUCUCUCUGCACUGACAAGGCCAUCCUCAGUAUAUCUGUGAUAGUUGUCAAAGGUGAAAUAUCACCUGUUUAUGUAUUCAGAUGUAAGGAAUCCACACUACACAGCUGUAUAGCACAGCUGUACUGAUCAGCAGGCUUCAGAUACUUUUUUUUUUGCAGUAUAAAAUACACCAGUGCUCAGUUGGAAUAGUAUUACUAGACUUCUUUUUUUUAACAGUAAAGCCAAUUAAAAUGGUUUGCUCCCUUA